GCGUGAUAUAUUGAAUAUUGUUAUAUGUAAACUGUUAACAUAUUCGUGGAAUACAUUUGGAGGAUCAAUUUCAAAGUAAAAAACUCCAUCUGCAUCAUUUAAUUUCUUAUAAAAAAAUAUUCAUUUCGAAUUUUCAAUAUUUCCAAGAAUAAGUGGAGAUAGUGCUACAUAAUACAUAGUAUAUGAUACAUAGUACAUGUAUAUAUAGUAUGUAUCACUAGAGAUAGUAUAUUCAUAAAAAAUUGCUUAAAUAAAGGAAUGCAAGUUUGAUUGGUUACUUCUGAUAGAUCCAAUAAAUUCAUAAAAAGAGUAAACAAUAGAAAGAAGUAAAGGAAUAAUCUUCUGCUGUUGUUAGCCAUAUUUUCGUGGAUGUAUUUAUAAUAUAUUUAGUUUCUCCCGCACAGUAUUAUUUUAAAAGUGAACUAUUUUAAUUAAAAAAUAACUUGUUGAGAUUUAAAUAUUUCUUAUUUUUUCUUAUAUUUUUAUUUAUAUUGCGGAAAAAAAAUGUUUAUUUAAUUAUUUUAAAUGAAAUGUUUUAUUUAUAUUAUAUAUUAUAUUAUGUAUUAAUAUUAAAUUUUAUUUCUGCGCAGUUUUUUGAUUUUAAAACUGAUAUAUACAUUGUUUAUAAGUUUUUUAAAUAUGUUAUAAGAAAUAAAAUUCACGUAAUAUUUCUAAUUUAGAGCAAAUACCAUGUCAAAAAAAAACAAAUCAUCUAAACAUAAAAUUUGCUGCUUCUGUAGAUCAUCACAAAAUAAUGAAUUGGAAUUUGGAAAAUUUUAUAAAGAUGGUAACAUUGUUACACAUUAUUAUUGUUUGCUUUUAUCAUCAAAUAUGCAACAGAGAGGAAAAGAUGAUCAAGGUAUUUUAGGAUUUUUGAAAACAGAUAUACAAAAAGAAAUUCGCAGAGGAAAAAGACUGGUAUGUUCAUAUUGUAAAAAAUCUGGUGCCACUUUGGGAUGUUGCAAUGCAAAAUGUAAAAAAAUAUUUCAUUAUCCUUGUGGGUUAAGGGCUGGUACCUUAAAUCAAUUUUUUGGUGAAUUUAGGUCAUAUUGUAUAAAUCAUAGACCAAAACAAAAAAUAGAUACUCAAGUUAAACGUGAAUUAACAAAAACGAAUGAAAUAGUAUGUUAUAUAUGUUAUGAGGAAGUGGAUUCUUAUGAUACAGUUGAUACAAUGUGGGCUCCAUGUUGUAAAAAAAAUGCAUGGUUCCAUAGAAAAUGUGUACAGCAACUUGCUAUGAGUGCUGGAUACUUUUUUAAAUGUCCUUUAUGUAAUGAUAAAAAAUUGUUUCAAAAAGCAAUGUUAGAAUUUGGUAUUUUUAUUCCAAGUCAAGAUGCUUCAUGGGAACUUGUACCCAAUGCAUUUGAAGAACUUUUAUAUAGACAUGAUCAAUGUGAUGCUUCUGUAUGUCUUUGUCCUAAAGGAAGAAAAUAUACAAGUUUUAAUGCAAAAUGGAAAUUAACACUUUGUCGUACUUGUGGUUCACAAGGAAUUCAUAUGGCUUGUGGACAACUUAAAUGGACUAAUCCUGUUUGGGAAUGUAUAGAGUGUAUUUCUAUUCUAGGUAAAUCUAAAGAAACUGCUAGUUCAAGUUCAAUAAGAGAUACAUUAGAGAAUGUUUCUGAUACAGAUGAUUCAAACAGUGAUAUUUCUGUUGGUAAAGAUUCACCUGUACCAUUUAUAUCAAAUUCACCACUUAUAAGCUCCACAUUACAAAUGUCAACUAUUAAAUUACGUCCUGGUCCUCGAAUUUAUAAAUUAAAACAACUUGAAGCAAAGAAAGAAAUGCAAAACAUUAAUAAACAACAAACCAACGAAAAUAUAAAUAUGUUGAAUUUAACAAAUAUGGAACAAUAUAGUUUACAAUCCACAAGCAGUAAUGAAAUUUUUACGAAUGUGUCAAGUUCGAUAAAUGAAGACAAUAUCAAUUUUUCAAUUCGACAUUCCAAAUCGCACUUGGAUGAACAAGCUAAUAAUAUACUUACACUUGAUAAUGUUAAUAGCAUUAUAGAGGCCAAUAAAUGUACUACAUUAAAUGAUAAAUUUGUUAUUGAGGAUAAUGAAAAUGAAAAAAAUUAUGUAUCUGAAUUUAAAGACGUUAAAAUUGAAUUUAAUAAAAAUAAUAUUGUAUAUGAUUCCAUUCCAUCAAAAAUAGAAAAAUUACAAAAUAAUUUAAAUCAAAAUAAUAAUAAGAAUUUUCAAAUGAAUAAUUUAAAUUUAAUUGAAUCGGAUAAUUUAAGAAAAUUCAAUUUACAAAAUAAGACAAAAUCUAAUAUUUUAGAUGAUAAAAUAAAAUUAAAUCAUGAAAAUGAAUAUAUUUAUAGUGAUUUUGUUUCAAAUAUUAAAAUUACAAAUGUAGUUUCAUUGGCACCUGAAGAAUUUGAAAAUGUAACAUCUGAUGAACAAAAAAAAAUCAAAAAUCAAACAUCACAAAAUAGAAAUUCAAUAUCAUAUGAAAAUGAUAUUUUGGAAUCAAAUUUGAAAAGGAAAUGUGACAAAAUUACAAUGAAUCCAAUAAUAUCAUAUACAAAUGAACCUAAAAGAUUGAAAAAAAGUAACAGUGUAAUAGGAGAGACAUCAAAAUCAUCAUGCAUUUCUACAAAUGCUUUGAUAAAUGUUUCAUCUAAUAAAAAUAAUUUGCAAGUUAUUCCUUAUAAUGAAAAUAAUACUAUGAAUGAUUUUAACAUACAGAAUAGAGAAUCACAUAUUCAGAUUAAAAAAAAUUGUAAUAUCUAUGAAGAUAUACUGUGUACAUCUAAUACAAAAUGUUUACCAAAAAUUGAUAUAUCAAAUAAUUUAUUACAUAAUAAAACUGAUUUAACACAUGAAGAAAAUACUUAUACAUAUAUAGGUAUUACAAAUGAUGCAAAUAAAGAAUUUGGAAAUAUUAAAAUUGAUAGUAACAUAAAAAAUUGUGAUGAAGAUGUAAAUACUAAUUCUACUAGAGAAUCAAGAGAUAAAAUUUUUACAAAUGAUAUAAGGAUCAAAAAUACUGAUAAAUCUGUAAAUUUAGACCAUUUGAAAUCUAAAAAAUCACAAAAAUUAGAACAAUGGAAAUCUCAAAAUAAUAUCGAAAUGGUUAAUGCAAACUAUAGAAUAUCAAACAAUAAAUUUCAUGAUAUAUGUUGGCAAGAGAGAAAUAAAACUAUAGAUUAUAAUAAUUCUCAAUUAAUACCAGAAUAUGUACGUUUACGAGAUCUUAAAUUUCGUGUACAUAAUAUAAAUAAUCUACAAAUGAUCUUGUACAAUAAAUUUUCUGUAAAUAUUAAUAUGGAAUGUAAUAUUUCAUCUGCUUAUACUGAAGAUAAAAAUACAUAUAUAUUUAAUGAACAAUCUAAAAAUUAUCAAGAUGAUACAAAAGAAAAUUUAAAUCCAGAGACAAUUUCUUGCAAAAAUAUAACAGAUGAUUUAUUAAUGAACACAGAAUUAAAUAUAAAUGAUUCAAAUGUUUUUAUAAAUAAUAAUGAGAAUGAAAAGAUCACACAAUCUAAUUUGUUUAAAAUAAUUGAAAAUAAUAAUGAAGGAUUAAAUAAUGAAAAUAUUAAUUUAAUUGAUAACAUUGAAAAUAAUUUUGAUACUACAAUAAAUUAUAAUGAUAAUUAUAAUAAAGAAAUGAACGAUAUAAAACAGAAUAUUCCAAAUUUAAAUUUUGAUAAUAUAACAGACAAUUCACGUGAAGUACAUAAUAUAAUAGAAAAAGACUUGAAAAAUAAUUCUUAUAAUUCAACAAAAUUAAUUCAACAUGUAUUAUUUCUUGAAAAUCAUGCAAAUAAAUCAGGAAACAUGAAUAAAAAAGAAUUUAAAGUAAGUAUUGAUUUAAAGAAGAUAAAAAAUUUUGUUGAUAAUAAUCCAGAUUUAUUCUCAAGAUAUAAAAAAGAAGAUAAUGAAUGGUGCAUUGAACAAGCUUUUUUAAAAGAAACAAAUAAUAUAAGAAAAAAAUUUAAUUUAUCAGAACACAUAAAAAAUUUUCAGACAUAAGAUAAAUAAAAAUCUUGAAAACUUUAUACUAUUAUGAUAUAAAUGUAUAUAUUUAAAUAAAAUAUAAAUGUAGAAUAUUAGAAUUAACAAAUCACAAUGUUGAAACUAUAAAAAAUAUUAAAGAUAAAAAAUUUUUUCAUUAAAUUUACAUAUUAAUAUUUAAUCAAAUGAAAAAUAUAAUAACAAAGAAAUUUUAAGAAGAUAAAAUAGAUAAUAAAAGAUAAUAAAAAUUUAAAGAAAAUAUAUAUUUUAUGAAUAUUUAUAAUAUAAAUAUGUAUAUAAAAAUAUUUUAAAGCUAAAUCUUAAAAAAAUACUUAUUUAUAUUAUAUUAUUUAUUGUUUAAGUUAAAAAAUAUGUUUAAAAAAAGUAUGUUUAUAUUAUAUUUAUUUAUAAUAAGUAUAUUAUCUUUAUAGUAUCUAUAUAAAUAUAUUAAUAGUAUCUAUAUAAAUAAAUAUUGUAUAUAAAUAUGUACAAGUAUAUUGUCUUUAUAGUAUCUAGUAAAAUAUCUAUGUAUUGAUUAUGUAAUAUUUUAAAUAUUUAUAUAAUGAUAAUAUAAAGUUUAGAUAUUAUGAAAAUAUUUAGUAGAUAUUAUGAAAAUAUAUAUAUAUAUAUGUAGAAUAUUAAUAUAUAUGUGAAAUUUUUUGGGAUGUUAAUUUUAAAAAUCAAAACAAAUACAAAAAUUAAUAUAUAAAAAUAUUGGAAUUGUUAAAAAUUUUUUAUUAAAUUAUAAAUUGCAUUUUGUAUUAGAACAAGUGCUCGCAAUGAACUGAAAGAAAAAUAGAGUGAAAUUUAUUUGAUGAUUCUGGCUUCAUUAUAGCGCUAUCAUCCUCUAUUUUAUUUAAAUUUUUUUUCCGCCAAUUUAAAUUGUUUAAUUUAAUAAAUAAAUCUUAUGAACAUUUUUAUAUAUCAAUUUUUGUAUUUUGAUCUUUAGAAUCAAUUCUCCUAUAAUUGAGCCAUGAAUAUAUUAAUAUUUUAUGUAUGUAUUAUACAUGAAUAAUACAAUUAAAUAGAAAAUGAAUAUAAAUUGAUAAUAUUAAUAAUAUUAUAAUAAUGAUAAUAUUAUAAAUAAAUAUAUAAGAAAAUAUAUAUUAGAAUUAUAUAUAAGAAAAAAUAAAAAUUAUUAAAAUUUAUUUUCAACAAAAAAUCAAAUUUGAAAAUUAUUUAGAAAAUUUUUUAAUUAUUAAAUUAUUCAUAUACAUACAAAAUAUACAUAUAUAUCAAAUUUUGAAAUUUAAUGUUCUUAAAAAUGAAGUUUUAAGCAAAAAAUUUUAUUGUAUUUUUAUGAUUUAUUUUUAUAGAAUAAUUUGUUAUCUAAUUGUAUUAUUCAGUUUAAAAUAUUUCAUGUAAUGAUAAAUAUAUUAUUCUGUUUAUUAUUUUAUUUUAAUUAUAAAUGAAAAAUAUUAUACAUUUAUACUAAUGAAAUUAUAUUUCAAUUCUGUAUUUAAUUUUAAUUUUGAAAAUAUUUAUAAUAUAAAUUUAUUUGAUUUGCCA
Molecule: messenger RNA, 5469 nt
Organism: Apis cerana (Asiatic honeybee)
Lineage: Eukaryota; Metazoa; Arthropoda; Insecta; Hymenoptera; Apidae
Product: putative serine/threonine-protein kinase clkA
Cellular component (GO): nucleus
Source: RefSeq, a predicted model, not a curated record